CUGUCCAUAAGCCCUGAAAAUACAAUUUCAAAACCCUAAUCGCACCUCUCUCUCUCUAUAAGAACCCAGAAGAAGCCCUUCCGAAGCCCUGCCUCCUCCAUCCUCACGAGAAUAGAUUUUCCAUACUUUCUUCUUCCUUAUCUAUUUAUUUAUUUUUUUGCUUUAUUAUUUCUGGUUUCGAAAGCAAGUCAGCUUCUUGGCUGGGUCAGAACAUGAUGAUCCGAAGCCAAUUAAAUUGAAAAACUUGCGAAAUGGAGGCUCCAGUUUCACUCGCCUGGAUCUGAACUUUGUCAUGAUUUUCCAGGCCCUUUAAUCACUGUUUCAUUGAUCAUGGAUCCGGCAGAGCUGUGUCGGGUUUUCCAGAUGUUCGACCGCAACGGAGACGGGCGAAUAACGAAGAAGGAGCUCAGCGACUCCUUACGGAACCUGGGCAUCUACAUCCCGGACAAAGACCUUGUCCAGAUGAUAGAGAAGAUCGACGUGAACCGGGACGGGUACGUGGACAUGGAGGAGUUCGGGGCGCUGUACCAGACGAUAAUGGACGAGAGGGACGAGGAGGAGGACAUGAGAGAAGCCUUCAACGUGUUUGAUCAGAAUGGGGAUGGGUUCAUCACGGUGGAGGAGCUGAGAUCGGUGUUGUCGUCGUUGGGGUUGAAGCAAGGGAGGACGAUAGAGGACUGCAAGAAGAUGAUACAGAAGGUGGAUGUUGAUGGAGAUGGAAGAGUGAACUACAAGGAGUUCAAGCAGAUGAUGAAGGGUGGUGGCUUUGCUGCCUUGAGUAGUUCAGGUUCAUAGUUACAUUGCAUGUAUCAUUUCAUUUUUAUUUUAUUUUGGGAAUUGAUAGGAGGUCCCUUGUAUGAUUUUACACUAGCUUUUAUUUCUGCUCACUUUUAAUAUGAAAACAAGUCCUCAUAUUUAAUA
Messenger RNA from Vitis vinifera (wine grape), 921 nucleotides. RefSeq names its product calmodulin-like protein 3. Gene Ontology annotation, molecular function: calcium ion binding. The record is from RefSeq and is a predicted model, not a curated record. The transcript has 2 exons. Bases 331 to 795 code for a protein of 154 amino acids. NCBI's taxonomy places the organism in Eukaryota, Viridiplantae, Streptophyta, Magnoliopsida, Vitales, Vitaceae.